This is a messenger RNA of Nymphalis io (European peacock), 1615 nucleotides long. RefSeq names its product BLOC-1-related complex subunit 8 homolog. Lineage: Eukaryota; Metazoa; Arthropoda; Insecta; Lepidoptera; Nymphalidae. Gene Ontology annotation, cellular component: BORC complex. The record is from RefSeq and is a predicted model, not a curated record. Bases 15 to 530 code for a protein of 171 amino acids. The transcript has 3 exons.
UAACGAUAUUCGAUAUGGCAUUCGUCUAUCAAGGUGAUACAGACUUGGAAUCAAAAGCUAAAAAAGCGGCUGAGCGUAUUUCUGAAAACAUGCAUAUUGUAGCAAAUGAACCUUCGCUAGCAUUAUACAGACUGCAGGAACAUGUAAGAAAAGCUUUACCACCCAUGGUUGAACGCAGAGUCGAAGUCACGAAAUUGCAGCAUGAACUGCAAGGCAGAUGCUAUGAUGUUGAGUACGCUUUGAGUGCCGUAAAGUCAAUGGAUGGUGCAGCUACAAGCUUCAAAAACAUUCAGGAGAUGUUGAAACAGUCUAUAUUUUUAAAACAACAAUUAAAAUAUGAGGAGGCUAGGAGAAAUAAAAAAGAUACAAAUUCUGUUUAUAAGCGCCUCUCUGCUCACAUUGUGUUAGACCUUCCAGACCUGUCCGAAUUCUCUAUGAUCCGUGAAACAACAAAUAGAUUAGAGAACAUCAUGACUCAAGCUAGAGGCUCUAAUAAUGAACUACAUAGGUCCCAUACUACAUUACAUUAGAAUAAUCAAAAUAAUAAUUAGUACGGUAGAACCUUGAUCAUCCGAACCAAUUAAUACAUAAAAUAUGAAAUUUUUGAUAAAACUUUUUUAUGAACCGCUGUAACACUUUUGAGUGGCUACAUCUCGCAGUGGUUUAAGAAGGAGAAGUUGCUUGUGUUGGACAAUCUUCUUCAUGUCUUUCGAAGCAUUCAAGACCAAUCUCAAAAGUGGCAAAUGCCUCCGCAUACGUAAACAAUUUGCUGCUCAUGGCAGAGGCAGCCAGUAAUAAUGUUUCGGAUAAUUGUAGCCAUAGAGGUUCUACUGUAGUACCAAUUAAGAGAUGGAACAGUGGUUCCAUAACAGUAUUUGAACUAAUUGGAACGUUCUAAUAGAAUUAGUUUCAAAUACAUUUAAAUUGUUAUGUUAAAAAAAAAUAUUCGAGACAUACUAUUACACUAAUCAAAAUAAUUAUCUAAUAUGAUUUUAAACAAUUAAAAUCAUAUUCAAUUUAGAAACAAUUUAAACAGAAAAAUAACUUAGUAUAACUAUCAUAUGUCAGUCAAGACCAAUGGCCAGUAAAGUAAGUAAUAAACUAAAAUGAAAAAAAACGUACAUAAAACAUUCAUUCAUUCUUUCUAUCAUGUUUUCAACAUUUGAAAGAAAAGUCAACAAAUUGGUUUGUUGAGACACUUGAUUUUCAAAGAAUACUGAAAAAUGUUUGAUAACAAGAUUAGUUUUAUUGUAAGUGUUAUGUGAAUAUAUAUCCAUUUCUAAAUCUACUUAAAUCCUAAUUAGUCAAUGAUUGAUCAUGAAUUUAAUAGUAUUACAAAAUAUGUUAUGUAAAUAUUUUUUAGCUUCAUACGUCUUGGUGUUGGUAGUGUUUUAUAUGGCUAAACAAGCCGUAACUGGUAGGUGGCUCUACACUGUUGAAUAUAUGACCAAACAUACACUACCAACUGGAACUAUAUAAAAUAUAUAACACUAUAUAGUGUUCCAUUCUUGAAUCUCACUAGUCAUUAAGAAAACACCAGCUUAUGCUAAACAAUAUUUAUUGCUUAUAUUGCAAGUUAUCACUGUAUCUUGCUUAUAAAUAACAAUUGCAUAUA